AUCAAGAACAACUGCGAUGGAGGACGAGUGGGCUCGCGAGACACGGACUUGGCUUCCUUCCUUCAUUCCUUGCCUCCCCUCCCCCUUCCCUUCAUCGCCUUUGGUUUCUCAUGACUGGAUCAUACAGACCUUGCGAUGCUUUCAAACCCUAGCCAAACCCCACCACCAUCGCCAUCUCUCCCUCUCAACAAAUCUGCCAUUGACGUCGCCCGCGCCUUGCUGCUGCUUCUUCCGCCCUUGUACCAGCGCAUUUCUAACGCCCGCUAUCCCAGCUUUCUGUCGCCACCAAAUUUCGCCACGCUCGCCAGCUCCACCAUUACCACCGAGUGCAUCCAUUCGCCUCUUCCAGAGAAUUGAGUCGUGGGGGAUGGAAGGCGAUGCGGAAUGGUUCUUCUGCACACCUUAGAUUGGAGGACAAUCGGGGCGUGGCAAGCGUGAUGAAUGAGGGGAUUCCAGCACGUAAUGUGUGUCCGAGGUGGCGGAGUUAGAAGGUGCGUCCCGGGUAGGGCUGGGAGCAUGUGACAUGGUUUGGAGGAUCGAGCUGAAGGAGAUGAGCUAGGGAAGUCGGUGGCACCGCUGUGGUGCCGUGUCGGAACGAUGGCAUCCAUGCAGAGGCUGGAUACUGUGAAUUUGAGCAGUCCCGACGGGGGCCCGCACGGUGUGGGCGGAGGUGCACACCGGGGUUUCGGUGCGAGCUUGGACAAGUCUCAUAGUUUUCGGGAUGGUCACGAAGGUCGGGCAUCGGGCGGAGGCGGGCCAUCGAGUUCGCACGGCGAGGCUCCGGCUCUGGCGAGCGUCCUGUUUCUGGAGAGCAUAAGCUUGCCGAGUGUGAAGUCGAAUGCGCAAACGGAGCUGCGACGGGCGAUGAACGCUGCGAGCAGUCAACAGGGCGAUGACCCGAGUCUGGGAGGGUUGCAGUCGAAGGCUCUGGAGAGCUGCAGCGGGGAAGAGAUCAAGCGGAUGAGGGUCGGGCUGACGGAGGGGGCGUCGCGGGCGAGAGAGCGAAUGCGGCACCUGUCGGAGGCGGUGAUCAAGCUGGAUAGGUUCCUGUAUGCAAUGCAGUCUCGGAAGAGAAGCAGACCGGAGUCUGGUGGACAUGACAAGGGGGGACAUGCGGGUGGAGGUCAGAGAGGUGCUUCGUCUGGGCAUGUGGCGAAAGGAGGUGGUCGAAGCGCUUCUAGCAGCGGUGAGAUAUCGAGAAUGGUGAAGGGAGGAGGGGAGAAGAGUAAGAGCGGGAUGAUCAACAAGCGAAUGCGGACUUCGUUGGCAGACGCACGGCCUGAGGGGCGACCGAGCAAUCUGAGCGUGCAGCGGUCUUCCGGGGUGCAAGAAAGAGAGCGGGGGAGCCCGAGGCCGAGCAGCUUUUUGAGCUCUCCGGUGGAAGAGAAGGAGAGAGUGGGUGGAGGAGGUGGCGGGAGCUACGAGAAGACGAAGAUGAAAGGACGACGGUCGGCCACCAUAAAGGCGGAGGCAGCGGUGGUGAGCGUGGCGAACGGUGGCACGGACGUGGAGCGGGAGCAGAAGGGGAGCGUUCAACAUCACAGAGGCGGUGUGGACGGACGGGCGCGUCCGAGCGAGGGCCAUGGCUACAGGUCGGCACCGUCGGGACCCGUGCACGGCACAUUGUCUGUGCAGAAAGCGGAAGCGAUCGUGCAUGCGAACGGGGGAGGGAUGCGAGGUGGUGGGAAGGGGGAGGCGGAUGGAUCAGUGCAUGGCGCGGGGAGAGUGGAGCGGUCGAUUGUGGCGGAGCGGGAGCGUGCGAACGUGAAGGGCGGAGCCACGGCGGUGGGUCGGGAGGAAGCGCGCGUUGCAGGUCCGGGCAUGAUGCCGAAGGCGAAACGGUCGAAUCUGGUAUCGGGGAGCAACCAGUCCGGGCACGCGAGCCGGGCGUCAUCGUUUGCAGAUGUUCGGGAGAAGCCGGCGGCGUUGGCGAAUCCAGCGAAGGAGCAGGCGGCGUCGGGCCCCGUGAACCGGAAGAGGCCAGCGCCGUCGCGGUCGUCGUCGCCGCCGGUGGCGUCGUGGGGGAGCUCUCGACCUCAGACGAUGGCACGGGCAAGGCGAGUGAACCUGAAUCCGCCCGUGAGCAUCUCCGUUCCAGAGAAGGAGGAGGAGAACGGGGGCGUGGAUGCGGGCGGAGGGGCGAGGGAUGGGGGCGUCUCGAGUGGGACUCCAGGCGCGAGGUCGACCUCCUCGGGCGCAGGCGGGGUAUUGAGCUUGACGAAGCGAGCAGUGGGUGGGCAGUUGGUCGGUCCGAGCAAGGCACAGGCCGAGCGGGGGCCGGUUUCGUUGGGUUCGGAGGAGUCGGUGGAGGAGGUGGCGAAGAGCAGGGAGAGGAGUCGGAAGGGAGAAGAGGAGGAUGGGGAGCGGAAAGGGAGCGGGGGGAGGGAAAAGUCGGGGAGCGUGGUGGCGACGAUGAAGAAGGAGGCGGCGUUAGCAGCGGAGGAGAGCGGAGGCGGGGACGGGGUGAGACGGCAAGGUCGAACAGGGAGGGGGAGCGUGGCGCCGCGGGUGGCGGCGGCGAGCACUCCGGUGGAGAAGGUGGAGGUGUCGGCAGGGAAUGCAAAGCCGAUGAGGAGUGGAAGGGCUGCGGUGGAGACGAAGCUGGGCGGGGGCGGGCGUCCAGGCACGAAGAAGGGCAGUGGUGAUCGGAAAGCUUCCAGCAGGCCUCGGCGGGUACUUGGGAACAGCGGAGGCGAGAUGACAGAGGAGGAGGAUGACCACGAGCAGCUGUCGAGAGCGGUUCAGCAAGCUGUGGAGCUGAGUGCAUCAGCGUGCCCGAACAGUUUUUGGAGAGAAGUAGAGCCGUACUUCGCUUAUGUUACUUCGGACGACCUAUCUUUUCUGCAGAGACGGAUUGCCAUGGCGGGUGAAUGCAACAGCAGUUGGCAAGGUCAGAGCUUGGACGCAUUGGUGGAAGCAGCAGGGGGUGGUGACAGGGGGCUGGGCGGCGGCGAUGCGAAGGAGGCGAAGCAGUCGAAAGAGCAGGGGGCGGAGGAGAGGAAGUUGAGGAGGGGGAGGGGCGGGGGGUGGUAUGACAAAGUUUUCCCGCUAUCACAGCGGCUGCUGUCUGCGUUGAUCUGCGAGAGGGAGGACGGCGAGAGCGAGAGGGUAGGUGAGGAGGGCGUGGUAGAGCUGGACUCGGAUUCUCCUCGUGCUCCGAGUACGCAGCGCGAGAUGGACUGCGAGAGGAGGGAUGCAGAGGGCGAGUCGGACGUAGACAACGCGAAAGCUGAUUCCGAGUGGUGGAGCGCAGGAGCAAGAGCGGGAGGGUACAGCGAAGGGUCUCCCAUGUCUGGUGGGCAAGGGUGUCGGGCGUGGGAUGAAUAUCAAGAUGGGGAGGAUAUCGUUGUCGGGAGCGAUGGGCACGGAGCGGCUGGCGCAGAUUGGGGCAGCGGCGGGGAUGAUGAGGACAACGAAGCAGGGUGUGGGAGGCAGGCGGAGAACGGGUGGAUGGAUUGGGAAGAGCAGUAUGGAAGGAUGAGCCUGGACGAUAGGUUAGCGGUGGAGUUGAGGAGCAUCGGGCUGGAACCUGCGCAAGUGCAGGCGGAGCAGGAGGAGGCGGAGGAGGACGACAUGGGGGAUGAGUUGAGGGGGCUGCAGAUCGAGCUUGCGGAGCAGGUUUCGAGGAACAAGGAGCGGUUGUGCAGGCUGGAGAGUGCCGUCAUGAGAAGCAGGGCGGGCGAGGAAAGAGCGCGGGAGAAGCUUGCGAUGGACAAACUGGUGGAGUUGGCGUAUAGAAAGAAGACGGGUGGGCGAUCCAGUAAGGGAGGCGGUGUGAAAGGAGCAAGAGCGGUCGCACUUGCGUUUGCAAAGCGGGUCCUGACAAGGGUCCACAACUUCGAGGGUGGUGUGAGCUGUAUAACGGACCCCGCGUUGCGUGAGCGUCUGUUGUGCGUUGCUCCGAGUGGUGCGGAAGGCACCGUGGACGGAGGCAUGGAUGCAUCGAAAGAUGGCGGUGGCGGGGCAGGAAGUGGCGGAAGGAUGGCAUCACCAAGGGGUGCAGAGGCGGAGAGGGGUUCUUUGGACGGGCAGAGCCAUGGCGUGAAUUUCUGGCAGCAGAAAGAGGGGGUGUGGACGGGUCGGGCCAGGGAACGUGAGGCGUUUCUGGAAGACGGGUCUGGAUACGCAUGCACUCGGGACGUGAAUACGCUGAGCUUGAAUGGGUUGGGGGGGAUCAAGGGCAAACGGAGCGAACGGGAGAGGGAUGGAAAGGUGAAGGAAGGAGGCGCAGGAGGGAGGUCGGGGCACAGCAAUGUGAAGGGGGAGCGGAAGACGAAGACGAAGCCGAGGCAGAAGACGGGACCGCUGUUGAAGUCUGUGCAUGGGCUGGUGGCGAAGGCGGCGGAGCAGCAGCCUGGCAAAGGCAGGUUGUUGAACGAGGGCCGCGCGGGGGCAACGGAGAGGCAGGCAAUGAGGAGCGAGGAAGUGAUGCCGAGUCUGGGAGCGUUGCAGGAAGCGGUGGUGGAGGGCGACGGACAGAUCGAUCUGUCGGCGAUACCUCUGCCCGGAAUGGAGGAGAUGAGCAUGGGUCAAGCAGACAUGGGGUCGUGGCUUGACUUCGACUUGGAGGACCCGUUGCAACAGACGGACGACUUCCUGAUGGGGUUGGACGUUCCGAUGGACGACUUGUCGGGGCUGCAGAUGAUGAUGUGAGGGGCGGGUGGUGGGGCAGUCGGGGUGGGCGAUUUGUGAUUAUGAAGGACAUGGUCCUUAUUGUACAUUGAAAGUUGGCCUCGAGGAGGCCUUGAAACGGGUACGAAUCCCCGGAUGGUGGGGAAAAGGUAUGCUGUUUUGGAAGGCGAGGUUUGAGGUCGAAUAAGGGCAGUGGUGGGAUGCCACGAUGCAUGUACGUUUACAGGGUUGAGAUUUUAGGAAGUUUUUCAACAGAAUUAGGGUCACAGUUGAAGGCGUGCCGUGCAGUCGGCCAUGUUAGACAGCAGCUGUGGGACAGUGACCACCGAUAGGAGACUACCAUCUUGUACCAAAAUUUGUUUACGCAUUUUAAUUCUUUUAGUGGGACUUUUUUUUUUGUUUGGUCGUUC
Molecule: messenger RNA, 5042 nt
Organism: Physcomitrium patens
Lineage: Eukaryota; Viridiplantae; Streptophyta; Bryopsida; Funariales; Funariaceae
Source: RefSeq, a predicted model, not a curated record